This is a messenger RNA of Trichomycterus rosablanca, 1726 nucleotides long. RefSeq names its product mitochondrial translational release factor 1 (gene mtrf1). The record is from RefSeq and is a predicted model, not a curated record. Lineage: Eukaryota; Metazoa; Chordata; Actinopteri; Siluriformes; Trichomycteridae. Gene Ontology annotation, biological process: translational termination. Gene Ontology annotation, molecular function: translation release factor activity. The coding region runs from base 882 to 1580 and encodes 232 amino acids. The transcript is spliced from 7 exons.
ACAGGAGAUAUUUCUUAUGUACCAGGGCUUUGCCAGCAAUAAAGAUUGGAACUUCGAAGUGUUCAGUUACACUCCAGCUGAUUAUGGUAGAUUAAAGCUGAAGUCAAGUGUGGAGGAUAUGAAUAUAUAAGGUACCUUUAAGAACCAAUACGGACUGUACAUUGGUUUUCAUGCAGUAGUGAGGGCACGCAAGGGUUAACGUCGGAGCGCUGGUAGCCAAUCAAAGUGUUUACCUUUCUGUUUUAGCGCACGUUUUCCAGUGUGGUGAAGAGGGCGAGAGUAGAAGCCAAUUUAGUCUCACCGUAAUCGUUUUAAAGUAGUGAAAAGUUUAGUUCAGUCGCUGCACCCGUUAUUGGAGCUGAGCUGAGCGGUUCUUAGGGCUUGUUUCGUCACUUUGGGAUAAGGUAUAAGCAAGGAGAACUGACUCGGAGCGGAGAUUCAGGCUGAUGUGUGUGUAAUGGCAGACGUGUUUCACCUCGCUAAAACUGGGACAGUUUCGAGGCUUCGUCUGUGUUGUGUGUAAAACGUGGACUUAGGGUAAUACUACGAUUUCUGGAACGAAGUAAGAACGUGUUUAUUUGACUUUCCAAAGCCGUUUUGGGUUUAAGUGGAUAUUAUUAAACUGCAACCAGACUGCUGUGUGAAGUGCGGGACAGAGAACCAGUGCUUGUGACUUUUUAAUUGAAUUGGAUACUCGCGUGGGGACAGAAAGUGACUGAGACAUUGCUGGUGAAUUGACUGUUGUUAACUUCUUGCGUGAAGGACGAUUUUUGUACACACGUGUGUUCGAACUGCAUGCUAGAAUCGGGGGCCGCUGUUUGCUGUGUUGAACUGCCCUUUCCCUGCCAUUCGGACAUCCUCCCAGCUACUCCAGUCAACAAAUGAAGGGGGGUCUUCACCAUGCAUCAGUAAAGAUUUCAGGGGAGAGCGUGUAUAGCUUGUUGAAGUUUGAAGGUGGAACCCAUAAAGUCCAAAGGAUCCCUGAGGUUGGACUUUCAUCUCGCAUGCAACGUAUUCAUACAGGAACCAUGACUGUUAUAAUCCUGCCCCAGCCAAGUAAUGUGGACAUAAACAUAGAUCCUAAAGACUUACGAAUAGACACAUUUAGAUCAAAAGGAGCUGGUGGCCAAAGUGUUAACACUACAGACAGCGCUGUCCGAAUAGUUCAUAUUCCAACAGGUACUGUAGCAGAAUGCCAGGAGUCACGUUCUCAGCUACAGAACCGUGACACUGCAAUGCGUGUUCUCAGAGCCCGGAUGUAUCAAAACUCUUUGAGUCAGCAAAUGGAGAAGAGAGACACUGCACGAAAACAACAGGUGGGCACUCGUUCCCAGUCAGAGAGGAUUCGAACCUAUAACUUUAGUCAGGACAGGUUCCUGCUCCUGGUCAGGGCUGACGAGGCCGUUCCACGCCUCCUCCGACACGUGCACAGCCAAUCGACCGUCUUAUCACCCACACUUGACGAGUGCAGCUCAGCAGAGCACCGUGCACGGAGGAUCACACACUCCACCGCACCCCCUCCCGUCUCCAUGCAGGCGCCACCGACCAGCCAGCAGAGGGCGCAACCGCCCCAGUCCUGAGAGAGUAUCCCGUCCGGUCUCAACAUUCAUUUUUCAUGUUUUAAUGUAUUUGAUUUGUUAUCAUGAUUUGCUAUCAAUGCUUUGAUGUCUUGUUCAGAUUGUAAUCACGCUUUGCAGGUGGGAAAUAAAUGAUUAAAUAUUUUGAA